AUGGCGCUCAGCAUUGACCAGAAACGCCUUAAAGCGACUAAGUUCCCGCCCGAGUUCGAUAAGAAGGUCGACAUUGAGAAGGUCAACAUUGACUUGAUGAAGAAGUGGAUCGCCAACAAAAUCACCACUAUCCUCGGCGAUGAAGACGACAUUGUAGUUGAGACAUGCUAUAACCUAGUUGAGCAGAAUCAGUUUCCAAAAAUCAAGGAGAUCCAGAUCCAGCUCACAGGCUUCUUGAAUAAGGAAACGGCCGCGUUCUGCAAAGAGCUAUGGGACUUGAUGCUCAGCGCGCAAGACAGUCCAAUGGGCGUACCGAAGGAGCUCCUAGAGGCCAAGAAGCGAGAAUUGCAAGAGGAACAGGUAAGAGACAUCAUGGCUGCAGGAUUCUAA
Messenger RNA from Cucurbitaria berberidis CBS 394.84, 390 nucleotides. RefSeq names its product PWI domain-containing protein. The transcript has 2 exons. Bases 1 to 390 code for a protein of 129 amino acids. Gene Ontology annotation, biological process: mRNA processing; regulation of mRNA splicing, via spliceosome. Lineage: Eukaryota; Fungi; Ascomycota; Dothideomycetes; Pleosporales; Cucurbitariaceae. Gene Ontology annotation, cellular component: spliceosomal complex. The record is from RefSeq and is a predicted model, not a curated record. Gene Ontology annotation, molecular function: RNA binding.